Sinocyclocheilus grahami is the source of this 3920-nucleotide messenger RNA. RefSeq names its product protein phosphatase Slingshot homolog 2-like. Gene Ontology annotation, molecular function: actin binding; phosphatase activity. Bases 487 to 3819 code for a protein of 1110 amino acids. Lineage: Eukaryota; Metazoa; Chordata; Actinopteri; Cypriniformes; Cyprinidae. The record is from RefSeq and is a predicted model, not a curated record. The transcript is spliced from 14 exons. Gene Ontology annotation, biological process: negative regulation of actin filament polymerization; protein dephosphorylation.
CUGUGAGAGUCUACACAAAACAACACUAGCUAAUACAUGAUGUAGUUUUUAAUGAUGAGUUACCACUGAAUUUGCUCUGAAUACAUUUGCUUUGAUUCAAUCAGUCGCUCUGUUGCUCGGAGGAACUUGAGGAGUUGCCCAUGUGUUUUAAUUGUUUCUUCAGCAUGUGGUAAAAGGAUGGGAAAGCUUCAGUGAGGGUUUCCUCACCUCUGUCCGACAUAAAGGAUGACUUUAGGUGGUUUGGCGACUGCUUUAAGCACCUCCACAGAAUGCCUGUCUACACCAAAUGGAAUACAAAUACUGCUGCAGAGCGGCUUAAUGUACCAGGACAACAUCAACCGGUUCAUCAGUUAAAGCUUCCUAACAGUAAAAGGUGCUGCCCUUUUCCUUCCACGUGGGAAUGGCUCCUCUUCCUUAUCCUGCUCCUCCAUAAUCACAGCUCAGCGCAGCAAACAUGCAGGGGACCUUCAGCAGCACCUGCAGACAAUGUUCACAUUACUGCGGCCAGAGGACAACAUCCGCCUGGCUGUGCGGUUGGAGAGCGCAUACCCGCAGUGCACACGUUACAUGGUGGUGGUCUCCACUAAUGGCAGACAGGACACAGAAGAGAGUGUGGUGCUGGGCAUGGACUUCAGCCCCUCCGACAGUUCCUGUUCCAUAGGCAUGGUGCUUCCUUUGUGGAGUGACACACGGAUCCACCUGGAUGGUGAUGGGGGUUUUAGUGUGUCUACAGAUAACAAGAUACACAUAUUCAAGCCUGUAUCAGUCCAAGCCAUGUGGUCUGCCCUGCAGUCUCUUCAUAAGGCCUGUGAAAUGGCCCGCUGUCAGAACUACUUCCCAGGCAGCCUCUUCCUGACCUGGGUGAGUUACUACCAGAGCCGAGUGACUUCAGAUCAGGCCCUCAUCAGUGAGUGGAACGCUAUGCAGGACGUGCAGUCCCACCGCGCAGACUCACCUGUGCUCUUCUCAGAAGUGCCAACCGAGCGAGAAAGAACAGAGAGACUCAUCAAGACUCGUUUGAGAGAGAUCAUGAUGCAGAAGGACCUUGAGAACGUCACCUCUAAAGAUAUCCGCACAGAGCUGGAGAUGCAGAUGGUGUGUAAUCUACGGGAAUUUAAGGAGUACAUUGAUAAUGAGAUGAUCGUCAUCUUAGGGCAGAUGGACAGGCCCACAGAGAUUUUUGAGCAUGUUUACCUGGGUUCUGAAUGGAAUGCAUCUAAUCUGGAAGAGCUACAAAACACCGGGGUGCAAUACAUCCUUAAUGUGACGCGGGAGAUCGAUAACUUCUUUCCAGGCCUAUUUGAGUACCACAAUAUCAGGGUUUAUGAUGAAGAGGCCACAGACUUGCUGGCUUACUGGAAUGACACUUACAAAUUUAUCUCUAGAGCAAAGAAAGCAGGGGCGAAGUGUCUGGUGCAUUGUAAGAUGGGCGUUAGUCGUUCGGCCUCCACUGUGAUCGCAUAUGCCAUGAAGGAGUACGGCUGGGACCUGGAGCAGGCCUUUGAGUAUGUUAAAGAGCGGCGAGCCGUCACCAAACCCAACCCAUCAUUUAUGAGACAGCUGGAAGAGUAUCAGGGAAUCCUGAUGGCCAGCAAACAGAGACACAAUAAGUUGUGGCGUUCCCACUCGGAUAGUGAUUUGUCAGAGCACCAUGAGCCACUCUGUAAGGCCACUGCUGCACAGUCUCUCGGACGCUCCUAUUCCCGCAACCAGACCUUCGGUCAGACAUCACCCUCAAUAAAGGAGCUACUGCAGUCUCUCACACCCACCUCAGCCAGUGCUACUGAAGCUAAGGGGCAGACAGAGCCUGAUACGAUACCCUGGCCAGAUACCCACAUUUACAAUGGCCUGGGCAACCCAGACGACAACCUCCAUGAACCCACAGAGACCCCUUCCCUCCCCAGACCUAGGGCUGCCACUGUGGUCCCAGAGGCCAGAUCCGAUGUCACCUCCGUGACUAUUGCAGAGACUUUCCCGUUGGGUCGUCCUCAUCCACCCGCCGCUGUACAUAACCCACCCUCGUCCCCUAGGCUUCUCUCAGAUGCAAAGACAAUGCAAGGUCUGUCUGAGCAGCUUGAGGUGUCCAUUCUUGUGCCUUUGGAGAAGUCUAGUCCAAAGGUGCUCUCAUCUGUGAGCAUUAGGAGUAGGACUCCUGAGCCCUGCACACAGACCUCGGAUUCUUCAGGGCUGCAGGAUAUCAGCCAGCAAGUGCCUAACACGGAGACAGACUGUGUGGGAAUAAGUUACAGCAGUGAUGAAGACCACCACCCCAUUGCCACAUUACACAGAGCUGGGCUCUCUACCACCCCUCCCUUGACUCUAAGCACAGACCGCAUUGACUUCUUCAGUGCCAGAGAGAAGUUCCAGGGCCUUUCUCAAGAGGGUCAGAUCUGUGGGACUUCUGAGCAGGCGGUGCAGCAGACACCUCGGGACAAAAGCCAGAGUAUAGAGACCAAACGGCUACUUCCUGACAACCCUAUCAAUGAGGAGGAACAGAAAAAGGAGAGCUGCAGUGUCUCAGUCCAUAAUAUAGUUUCAGAAAUGGAUUCAAUACGGCACAGUGUAACCCCUCCCCCCCCUCCUAUCAGCCAACCUGUUUCCAGUAGCAGCAGUGAGGAGGAGGAGUUCACACAAGCCACAUCAGCGGAAGCUGAAAAAGAGAAUGUGGAGCAUGGGAAGGACCAGCAAAGCGACUGGCCAAAGGGCACCGUGCGGCGAGCCACCAGGGAGCUUGAGCAGAAGAUCAAGCAGGAGGUCUCGUCAGUGGCACUGGUGUCCUCGGCCCCUGCGUGUCCCUCGCGACGCUCCCCCAUCAACACCAGCAGCAGAGAGAAAACUGAGAAGACCUCAUCUCACACACACCUCACACCUGAUCCAAGCACUGUGUCAACACGCCAUCACCAGCCUCAGAACAACAUGGACAACAUGAAGGUGGAGAAAGACGAGAGUCUUUCAGCUGAUGAGGACAGAAUGGGAAAAGAGUGCGAGAGACAACUCAGGGAGGGAGAGCGCAUGAACACCGGCCUCACGCACUCAAGACAAAGCCAUUCCAUUUCAUCUAGCUCGUCUCUGGCCAUGGUUCUACAGCUGGAGGGAAUCACCGAGCAGGAGAGUUACACAGACUCUGAUUGUCCACUGGGACGCUGUCCAAAAGACAUGAGGGAAACCUGGGAGACCCUGAAAAAGCUUGGGGCAUUCCUCUGGCAGGUGAGUGGCUGCUCGGACAGGCGACUCAGCCAACCGUGGUCCAGGAGGGAGCAAAGAAAGGGCCGGGCUGCGCGAGAGAGGACCAAAGAGGUGGAGGCUCGGAUCCGGCAGGCUGGCCUGACCCCACCCUCAAUGAUGAAGCGCUCAGCCUCGUUGGCCAAACUUGGGUCUUUGGAGCUCUCGCCUGUUGACCUGAGCGAGCUUGACUUAAGUCCUGCCUUACUCUCUGCUCCCACCAAUAAGCCACGUCCCCACUUUUGUAGUGAUGAUACCUCAAAAAAGAAAUGCGUUUUGCCCCAUUGCACUCCUGCUGUCCCUUGCUCUUCUGCCUCUCCUAUUUCUUCCACUGGAUCUCAUAUGCUUGGACAUGUAGAGAAUGAUGAUAAGACUGAAGAGGCAGAAUAUAGUGACUAUGAUGUCAUGUCCAUGCCACUGCCACUCUCCCCACCCUCCAAUCAGUGUUGGAGGCGGGAUAAUGCACAGGAGGAGGCAGGUUACGCCCAGUUACCUGCUUCUGCCUUGAUAACCGUGGCAACACGCCAACAAUAUGGGAGGACGCAUCCCCUGCAGAGGCUGAAGAAACAGACCAUAAACCCUUACCACACUAUGUGACUUUUAUUCUGUGUGUGAGUGUACGUGUGUUUGUGCCUGCCAUGGUGAGUUUGUGAUUAAAGAGAUAGCACACCCAAAAAUGACAAUUCUGUAUGACUUUU